UAAAAAAAAUUGUGUUAAAAAAAUAAAAAUUAAAACAAAUACAUAAAUAAUUAAAAAUUUAUUAAAUUUUAAAGUAAAAAUUCUAAUUUUAAAUCUCUAAUUUUGAUAUCCUUUUUAUACAUGUUAUUUAUUUGCUACCUCGGUAUUUGGACAGGAGUACUGUUUUGGUGUUGCAAAGUUUUAAUUAAAUUGUAGUACAUACUUGGUAUUUUCAAAGUGAAAAAUAAUUUUAGUAAAAACAUGGCUAGCGAAAAAGAAAAUGUUUUCCUCUUUGUACCUAAUAUUAUUGGGUAUUUGAGGAUUGUUUUGGCAUUACUUUCAUUUUAUUAUAUGCCGCACAACUAUAUAUCGUGCUCUAUUUGUUACAUAGUAAGUGUUAUUUUGGACGCUUUUGAUGGACAUGCUGCCAGGUACUUUAACCAGUCGUCCAAAUUCGGAGCUAUGCUUGAUCAAUUGACCGAUAGAUGUGGAACAAUGGGCUUGUUAGUCACACUCUGUAUUUUUUAUCCGAAAUACAUGUUAAUCUUUCAGUUAUCAAUGGUCAUUGAUAUUUCUUGUCAUUGGCUGUAUUUACACAGCACGAUUUUGAGCGGAAAGUCCUCUCACAAGCUCAUUGACUUAUCGGGCAAUCCUGUUAUGAAACUCUACUACGAGUCUAAAUUGGUUUUGGGAUUCAUGUGCAUGACAAACGAACUAUUUUAUGCUGGAUUGUAUUUGUAUCAUUUCACUCCAGGUCCAAUGAUUCUUGGACUCUCUUCAAUAAAACUCGUAAUUAUGUUGACCAUGCCGUGCGCAAUAGUUAAAACGCUCAUUUCAGUCAUACAUGGUUACGUUGCUUGCUGUAACAUUGCCACCCUUGAUGUUGCCGAAAGGGAAAAAUUGAAGCCAAAUUAAUGAAAUUAAAAAAAUCCAAAGCUGAGCUGGUCCAUUCUCUUCAAUUAAAUGUAUGAAAAUGUAUUUGGAGAUAAACAAAAUUUUAUUUGAGUGUUUUGACCAUUCCAAAAUGCAGAAAGAAAACUGUUUAUUUUUGAAUUUUUUUUCAUUAUCAAAAAAAAUUAGAAUCCAUCAAAUAUGUGAAUGUCAAUAAUAUAUUAAUUUAUUGAAUAUGUACGAAUAUAUGUAAAUGACUGUCAAUAAUCAUGUGUUAUCUAGUGAACAAUUGAAAUACAUAUACCUAAUUACUUUAUUUAAAUAAAUAUAUGUAUAAAUGUUAC
Messenger RNA from Culicoides brevitarsis, 1214 nucleotides. RefSeq names its product CDP-diacylglycerol--inositol 3-phosphatidyltransferase (gene Pis). Lineage: Eukaryota; Metazoa; Arthropoda; Insecta; Diptera; Ceratopogonidae. The transcript is spliced from 5 exons. Gene Ontology annotation, cellular component: membrane; Golgi apparatus. Bases 241 to 894 code for a protein of 217 amino acids. Gene Ontology annotation, biological process: phosphatidylinositol biosynthetic process. The record is from RefSeq and is a predicted model, not a curated record. Gene Ontology annotation, molecular function: CDP-diacylglycerol-inositol 3-phosphatidyltransferase activity.